UCCCCGCAGCGCGGCCCCGCGCGGCCAAGUUGAGCGAAAAGUUUGAGGCCAGAGGCGGCGCAGCCGUGGAGUCCGCGUUUAUCCCGCGCCACGGUUGUGCCUCAGACUCGGGCUGAGCCCGGGACGAGCUGCGUUCCGCUCUAGGCCACUGUAGGGAACCGAGGUGGCCCCUCCCCAGCAAACCGGACAGACUGGAUCCGGCAGCCGGAGGGAAUGAUGCGGGGGCCCCCGCAGCCCGGGCUCCGGGCAGGGAGGGCGAGCCCCACAGCCGGCACCGCGACGCCCGCCUGGGCGACACCGAUAAGGAGCUGAAGGCAGGAGCCACCGCCGAGGGCAGCGCCCCGACGGCGCUGGGGAGCCCUAGGCUGCGGGAGCCGCGGGUCGAGGUUAUGGAUCCAGCCGGCGGCCCCCAGAACCUGCUCCCCCGGCCCUGCCGCGUGCUCGUGCUGCUCAACCCGCGCGGCGGCAAGGGCAAGGCCCUGCAGCUCUUCCGGAGCCACGUGCAGCCCCUGCUGGCGCAGGCCGACGUCUCCUUCAGGCUCCUGCUCACGGAACGGAGGAACCACGCCCGCGAGCUGGUGCGCGCGGAGGAGCUGGGCCGCUGGGACGCGCUGGUGGUCAUGUCCGGAGACGGGCUGAUGCACGAGGUGGUGAACGGGCUUAUGGAGAGGCCCGACUGGGAGACCGCCAUCCGGAAGCCCCUGUGUAGCCUCCCAGCCGGUUCUGGCAAUGCGCUCGCAGCUUCUUUGAACCAUUACGCGGGCUACCAGCAGGUGACUAACGAAGACCUCCUGAACAACUGCACGCUUCUGCUGUGCCGCCGGCGCCUGGCUCCCAUGAACCUGCUGUCGCUGCAGAUGGUCUCCGGGCUGCGGGUCUUCUCCGUGCUCAGCCUGGCCUGGGGCUUCAUUGCUGAUGUGGACAUCGAGAGUGAGAAGUUCCGGCGCCUGGGGGAGAUGCGCUUCACUCUGGGCACCAUCCUGCGCCUGGCAGCGCUGCGGGUCUACCAGGGCCGCCUGGCCUACCUCCCCGCCGAACGGGUGGUCUCCAAGGUGCCCGCCUCCCCUGCUCUGGACCGGCGGGACCGGCAGGGCCCUGUGGACGCCCACCUCGUGCCCCUGGAGGAGCCAGUGCCCGCUCACUGGACUGUGGUGCCAGAGCAGGACUUUGUGCUGGUGCUGGCGCUGCUGCACUCACACCUGGGCAGCGAGAUGUUUGCUGCACCCAUGGGCCACCGUGCGGCUGGCGCCAUGCAUCUGUUCUACGUGCGGGCGGGCGUGUCUCGGGCCAUGCUGCUGCGCCUCUUCCUGGCCAUGGAGAAGGGCAGGCACAUGGAGUGUGACUGUCCCUACUUGGUGUAUGUGCCUGUGGUUGCCUUCCGCCUGGAGCCCAAGGAUGGGAAAGGGAUGUUUGCUGUGGACGGGGAGUUGAUGGUCAGUGAGGCUGUGCAGGGCCAGGUGCACCCAAACUACUUCUGGAUGGUCAGUGACCGCAUGGAGCCUUCAUCCCCUAUGGGGCCACAGCUGCCGCCCCCCAGCCGGAAGUCUCAGCAGACGCCACCUCCAGAAGAUCCCUUGUGACUCCUUGGGCCUUGCUGUGCCUUACUCUGUCUGCUUAGUGUAAUCUGAGCUCAGGACCCUCCCUCCUUCCCCCAGGACUGUCUGCCUGUCCCAGCUCCCAUAGGGAUGAAGACCUGGCCUGUGGGUAGAGGCUGUGCUUUGGAAGGACCUGCUCUGCCCACCAAAGGCCAGAGUGAGGCCAUGGGCCAGGAGCCCAGCUGGUUGGGCCCCACUGUCUGUGGAAACCACCCCAUUGUUCUGGGAGCCCCACCCUAUUAAUGAAAUCCAAAUAAAGUGACAUUCCCAGUC
This is a messenger RNA of Miniopterus natalensis, 1868 nucleotides long. It is a transcript of the gene SPHK1, whose product is annotated as sphingosine kinase 1. The record is from RefSeq and is a predicted model, not a curated record. Gene Ontology annotation, cellular component: intracellular membrane-bounded organelle; membrane; cytoplasm. Lineage: Eukaryota; Metazoa; Chordata; Mammalia; Chiroptera; Miniopteridae. Gene Ontology annotation, biological process: phosphorylation; negative regulation of apoptotic process; sphingosine biosynthetic process.